AUGAUUGAUCAGUAUAAACAUCAACACCUUCGAAUUGGAUCAGUUUCCUCUGAACAAAUAAGUGCUUGGGCAAAAAAAAUCCUACCUAAUGGAGAAACAGUUGGGGAGGUAACAAAACCAUAUACUCUUCAUUAUAAAACCAAUAAGCCUGAAAAAGAUGGAUUAUUUUGUGAAAGAAUUUUUGGGCCUAUAAAAAGUGGGAUUUGUGCUUGUGGAAAUUAUCGAGUAAUCGGGGAUAAAAAAGAGCAACCUAAAUUUUGUGAACAAUGCGGAGUAGAAUUUGUUGAUUCUCGGAUACGUAGAUAUCAAAUGGGGUAUAUCAAAUUAGCAUGUCCAGUAACCCUUAUGUGGUAUUUGAAACGUCUUCCUAGUUAUAUCACGAGCCUUUUAGAUAAACCUCUUAAAGAAUUAGAGGGUCUAGUAUACUGCGAUGUGUGA
Vicia faba (fava bean) is the source of this 438-nucleotide messenger RNA. Lineage: Eukaryota; Viridiplantae; Streptophyta; Magnoliopsida; Fabales; Fabaceae. The record is from the annotation of a GenBank genome assembly.